UUUUGAAAAUGUUUUUUUUUCUUCUCUUGCAGACCCCUCCGCCACCCCCGGCCGAACCUCUGCAAGUUGAACUUUUGCCAGUUUUAGCUACAGUAAGUGCAUCGCAAGAUGGAUCCCUCAACUCCCAGACAAUGGUGCACACCAUGGCACAUCAACACUCUUCCACCGUUGACACGGCAGCCCUCAAGCAGGUGGUGCCGGGUCUGUCCAUGCCUCAACAAAUGGCACCGACUCCCAUCACGUCACAGCCCUCUCCUGUCAGUACGACAACCGCCCUUCCCCUGCACCCCAUCAUGGAACUGCCCAAGAAGUCAAAGAGCCGAGGCCCCUACAUCUGUUCCUUGUGCUCGAAAGAGUUUAAAAACGGCUACAACCUCAGAAGGCACGAAGCAAUCCACACGGGUACCAAACCCGCCCGGGCGCAGCCGGCUGCCGUUAAGAUGCCCACGAUGGUGCCGCUCAGUUUGCUCAGCGUGGCCGGGACGCUCGGGGCAGGUACGGAAGGCCUGGAGGUGCAAAAUUCCGCCUCUACGCUUUCCCUUUCGGUGCCCGGGCCCGCCCCCACAGCCAAGAAGGUGCGCAAGAACCAUGCCUGCGAGAUGUGCGGCAAAGCCUUCAGAGAUGUCUACCACCUGAACCGCCACAAGUUGUCGCACUCUGACGAGAAGCCCUACUCCUGCCACGUGUGUCAGCAACGCUUCAAGCGCAAGGACCGGAUGACGUACCACGUGCGUUCCCACGACGGCACGGUGCACAAGCCCUACAUCUGCAGCCACUGUGGAAAAGGAUUCUCGCGCCCUGAUCAUCUGAACAGUCAUGUCAGACAAGUUCAUUCCACGGAGCGUCCCUUUAAAUGCCAGACGUGUGAAGCUGCCUUCGCUACGAAGGACCGUCUGAGAGCGCACAUGGUGCGACACGAGGAGAAGGUCCCAUGUCACGUCUGCGGGAAGCUCCUUAGCGCCGCCUACAUCACGGACCACAUGAAGGUUCACAACCAGGGCCCCAACCACGUGUGUGAGCUGUGCAACAAAGGGACCUGCCAAGUCUGCCCUAUGUCGGACCCAACGGCCGCCGUGACCGCCGUCCUGCCCAACGCUACUAUCCCUGGCAUCUUGCCGUCGCAGCCCUGGUGACUGGCUCUCCUGGAGGGGGAUACAGACGCUGCGGCCUCUCUCUUCUGAUGUGUUUGUGUACAGACUGGUGGGGGGGGCGGUGGCUCCCCUUGAUGCGCACAUAUGUAUUAUGAAGAGGGGGUGCGUGUAACCUCCUCCUGUCGCCUUCAACCUCCCCCCAAAGGGAGGAUUUAGGAAGGCGACAAGGAAAAUCGGAAAAAAAAAAAAGGAGCACCA
Messenger RNA from Nanorana parkeri, 1349 nucleotides. RefSeq names its product MYC associated zinc finger protein (gene MAZ). Gene Ontology annotation, molecular function: RNA polymerase II cis-regulatory region sequence-specific DNA binding; DNA-binding transcription factor activity, RNA polymerase II-specific. Gene Ontology annotation, biological process: regulation of transcription by RNA polymerase II. The coding region runs from base 9 to 1133 and encodes 374 amino acids. Lineage: Eukaryota; Metazoa; Chordata; Amphibia; Anura; Dicroglossidae. The record is from RefSeq and is a predicted model, not a curated record. The transcript has 4 exons. Gene Ontology annotation, cellular component: nucleus.